UUGUUUCUCUCGGUUUGCUCUUGAAUUCAACGAUAAGAAGGAAUCCAUCAUUGGAACCUUCAUCAACCGAGCAUGCAGUCAAUAUGAAAGCAGGAAAGAAAUGGGACGGGAAUAUCUUGGUAGAAUCGGACUGCAGAUUUAUCCAACAUACGACACCUCACAACCGUCACCGUUAUCGAGAUCCAAUCCAAUUAUUUUACGAGGAACUAAUAUCCAUUCCUCCUUACACUAUUACCUCAACCAAUUCUAUAAAAUAUGGCGACCAUUUUUCAGUGAAUUUUAAGGAUAUGACAGUUUAUACAUCUCCAAAUGAUUUAACAAAUCUUUAUAUUGGUAUGAAUAAUAAAAAUCAAAAUGAGAUUGUUAGUUUAAAUAUUAAUGUACAUAGAAAAUUAUUUAAUGAUAUUAAUUGGGGAUUUGGAGCAAAGAGAAUGAGUAGGUUGCCAAAUGCAGGAGGUAAAAGUGAAUUAUCAGAGAUACUUUCUUGUGAAAUUAUGGAAAGGAUCUUGGGAGUAGAAUUAAAUAAAACAGAGAUGGAAAUAGAAUAUUUUUUCAUGAAUCAACCAAUGACCGAUUACCUUGUUACCUUUCGACGUCCAAAUUAUUCAACUAUAUUUUCAUUAGGUGUUUCAGUUACUCGAGCAUUCGCUUACCGUCGAAGAUACACAAAACAUGACGCAUAUCGAUUAUUAACUAAAAAAUUAAGUGGGGUAAAUUCUUCAACAAGAAAUAUUGUAAAUGCACGAAUAUGGAAACAAAUAUUACAUAUUUGGUGUCCAAGUGGAAAAGUUGCUAAUAUAGUACGAAAAGUUUAUUCAAAGUUAUCCAAAGAUUAUACAUCCAACACUAUUAUCAUGUUGACUGUAGUGAAUUGUGAUUGGUUUAUGGUCAUAAGAUCUUUUUUGGUGUUACAAAAGGGACGAAAUUAUGGAGAUGUACUCAAAACACUGUUCACAAAACAAAGCCACUAG
Molecule: messenger RNA, 971 nt
Organism: Dentiscutata heterogama
Lineage: Eukaryota; Fungi; Glomeromycota; Glomeromycetes; Diversisporales; Gigasporaceae
Source: the annotation of a GenBank genome assembly